AUGACGGAGAACAGAAUGUCAACGCCAACUCUCAUCAACUUACCUCCUCCGCCAUCAGAUCCCGUUACUCCUUCUGAGAUGGGGCCUGGCACUCCCAACUCCGGCACUACCUCCUUAUCUGCCCUAUCAACAACGGCCAUCAAGGAUGGUCACCAGGGCCAUCCUCAUCCCUAUGCGCGGCACACGCACCAUUCCUCAUCGGCAUCUGCCACAUCAACCUCCACUCUAGAUGCAGAACGCGCAGAUCGCAUAUCACGUCUGGCUGGAUUAGAGCGGAUAGCAACAGCGCGGGCAGGAGGAAUGCAACAUGGGAUGUCCGGUUCGGCGGCGGCGGCAGCAGCAGCAGGCGGAGGAUUCCCAAGUCACAAUUAUACUAGCCCCAACAACAAUAGCAACAAUAACAACCAACUAUACAACCAAGGAUACUUCGAUAGCUAUCCACAGAUGCUCAAAGAGAGAAGCACAGUUGGCAGCGCAAGUGCAACGGGCAGCAUCGGAGGACGCACGACAUGGGCUAGCGGGAGCGAUGCGUUCUUCGACCCAGAUAAGAUGAGCGAGGACCAUGAUAAUGACGGCGCUUCGAGUGUGGGCGGCAUGAGUGACGAGGGGAAUGCGAGUCUGGUGGGCUUUGGUGAAGGCGCCAAUAGCACGAUUAGCGGGCCUAUUUCGAGUGCGCGAUACCACCAGACUUCUAAUUCUUCCUCCUCCUCCAACAACAACAACGUUUCAGGACGAACGCCGUCCUUUGGCAGCCCUCCUGGUGGUGGUGGUGGUGGCGGCGGUGCCACCAAUCGCAAUAAUAGUGGAAUGCAACCAUUAUCAUUUUCUUCGCAACAGCAGCAGCAACAUCUGUCUCCGUCGCCGGCUGGAUCGAAUACUCCGGAGCCAUUGGACGAUGCGCGCAUGGUGGAUGGAAUGACGUACGAUGCUGAUGUUGUCGAUACUACUGUGCGUACACCCCGUCUGGUCGAGAGCAACCAUGGCAGUGAAGUACGAGAGCAGAACUCUUCUCAUUCUGCUGGGGAGAAAUAG
This is a messenger RNA of Talaromyces atroroseus, 1032 nucleotides long. RefSeq lists its product as hypothetical. The record is from RefSeq and is a predicted model, not a curated record. The transcript has 2 exons. Lineage: Eukaryota; Fungi; Ascomycota; Eurotiomycetes; Eurotiales; Trichocomaceae. The coding region runs from base 1 to 1032 and encodes 343 amino acids.